Messenger RNA from Dromaius novaehollandiae (emu), 1832 nucleotides. It is a transcript of the gene TEKT1, whose product is annotated as tektin 1. Bases 398 to 1606 code for a protein of 402 amino acids. Gene Ontology annotation, biological process: cilium movement involved in cell motility; cilium assembly. NCBI's taxonomy places the organism in Eukaryota, Metazoa, Chordata, Aves, Casuariiformes, Dromaiidae. The transcript has 8 exons. The record is from RefSeq and is a predicted model, not a curated record. Gene Ontology annotation, cellular component: microtubule cytoskeleton; nucleus.
UUCUGUGCUGCUCUGAGCCUCCUCCUGGAAUGCUUAGUCUCACAUUCAAAAAGAAAACAUGCACUGCUGCUGCGGAGAGUGAAGCUGGAAGACAAUUGGGGGCAAACCUUCCAAUGAAGGAGAACCGAGGACGUGGCAUGUAGCCAGGAUUUGUCAUCGGGAACAAUCCAGGCCAGAAGCAGGAGCAGCAAAGGGGUGUAUGAGGGAGAAGGGGGAUUCUUUUAAGGCACGGAGUCUGGGCAGAGCUGUACGUUGCUGAGGAAUAGCUGUGUCUAUUUGAAGGUGAGGAAUUGUCUGAGAAACACUGGAGAAGCACUCUGCAAGGAUAGGUUACACAUCCCAAGAACUGACUUGUGACUCUGUUCCUGCACUACAUUCAGAACCUUUCCAAAACACAAUGGCCAAACUGUUGCAAGCUCUACCCAAAUGUCUUCCCCCAGACUGGCACAUUGCAAACAAGAUGCAGUGUGCCAGUACAGAAUCUCAGAAAUCCAGUUCAGAACGUGUGACUGCUGAGAGUCAGAGGCUGGUGGAUGAAACAGAAAAGACAACUCAGAAAACACAAAGUGAUGUUAACAAGAAAAUAGAACAGAGACUGGAGGAAAUAAAAUUCUGGAAGCAAGAAUUAGAUGACAAACUUGAACAGAUUGUUAAUGAGACAGAGGUACUACUGACUUUCAAGACCAGGCUGGAGAAAGCCUUAGAAAGCUGCAAAGAGCCGCUUGUUGUUGCCCAACAGUGUCUCCUGAACAGGGAGAGGCGAGUUGGGAUUGACUUGGUCCAUGAUGAAGUGGAACAGGAACUGGUCAAGGAAGCUGAAGUCCUCCAAGGAGUUAUUGCUUUGCUUGAACGCACAUUGGAACAAACCAAUGAGCAAAUCAGACUGAACCGUUCAGCAAAGUACAAGCUGGAAAUGGAUCUGAGGGACAAGUUCACAGCCUUAAUGAUUGAUGAUUACUGUGCUAGCUUGACAAACAACACUCCUGAUAUCAGAUAUGCUAAUAAUGUGGUGAAAAUAGAAGCAAAUUCUGUGAGCCUUGAAGACUGGAUAGAUUUUUCAAAUGUAAAUAUUGAAAAGGCUGACAAACAGCGAAACAGUUCUUUGGCACUGAGGGCACUGAUUGACUGCAUCCUCUCCCAGACACUGAACGAUGUGCGCAAGCAAUUUGAGACGGUGAAUGUUGCUUUUAGAAAUAGGGUGAAGGAGGUCAAAGAUGCAAAGCACAAGCUAGAGACACUACUUGCAGUGGUGAUGGAUGAGACUGCCUCACAGGAGAAGAACAUUGCAGCCUUAGAGAAAGCAAUCACUGAUAAAGAGGGACCUGUUCAAGUGGCUCAAACUCGCUUGGAGGCAAGAACCUAUCGCCCCAACGUGGAACUGUGUUGUGACACAGUGCAGUACAGGCUGAUCAGUGAAGUUCAAGAAAUUACAAAUAAUAUUCAGAGAUUGAAGGACACAUUGGCACAGGCUGAAGCACAGCUGAAAGGUCUGAGCCGCCGACAGCUUUCCUUGGAGGAGGAGAUCCAGGUCAAGGAGAAUACAUUGUACAUUGAUGAAGUGCUCUGCAUGCAAAUGAGGGAAUCUGUUUCCAUUAACAGCUUCUGAAACUGUCACACUGGGAGGCUCUGUGUGUUCCAGCAAGCAAGCUCCUGCUCAGAGAUGAGGUGGUGCAAAGCUGGAGUCAACAAUGCCCUACUGAUUCUAGUUUCGUGAGGUAAUUAAAAGAGACCGAGCACCCCCCCCCCCAGUUCUCUGUGUCACAGAUAUCUAUGCUACAGAACAUCUGAUGAAAUCUCCCAUUUAGCAAUAAAGUUACAGAGUAAGAAGGAAU